Messenger RNA from Ipomoea triloba (trilobed morning glory), 360 nucleotides. Its product is annotated as cleavage stimulating factor 64-like. The transcript has 2 exons. The coding region runs from base 45 to 296 and encodes 83 amino acids. Lineage: Eukaryota; Viridiplantae; Streptophyta; Magnoliopsida; Solanales; Convolvulaceae. The record is from RefSeq and is a predicted model, not a curated record.
GCUUGGUUGCUUUUGCCUUUGCCCUCAUCGGUUACCCAAGAGCAAUGUCGGCGGCGAACAUCGUUGGAAAGUCGAAGAAGGAGCUGUACGACAUCAUGUGUGAGAUGAAGAAGCUGAUGGAACAGAACGAGGAACAAGCUAGGCAAAUUCUCAUUGAAAACCCUACCUUGGCCAGAGAUCUCUUUCAUGCACAAAUAAUGCUUGGGAUGGUGCAGCCAUCGCCAUCUCAUGUUCAUCAGUCUGCUCCAGCAGGACCGAAUGAGAAAGCAGCACCAACCAGCGAAAAGAAAGCAUGAGUGUUAGAUUGAUUUGGUGAUAUAGCAUGCAUGACUAGAUUUUGGAAUAAUUUUCAAAUAAAGU